Sphaerulina musiva SO2202 is the source of this 2358-nucleotide messenger RNA. RefSeq lists its product as uncharacterized. NCBI's taxonomy places the organism in Eukaryota, Fungi, Ascomycota, Dothideomycetes, Mycosphaerellales, Mycosphaerellaceae. The transcript has 2 exons. The coding region runs from base 1 to 2358 and encodes 785 amino acids. The record is from RefSeq and is a predicted model, not a curated record.
AUGGCUGCUGAUGUGGCCGGGCUAACGCGAAGCAUGUCGACCGUGGAGGCGGCGGCAGCAGCGAGGAGCGCCUAUGCGCGCCACGCAGAAGACCAGACCACUCCCACACGCCGCCCGAGUCGGAAGUCGAGGACAUCGCAGGGAAGCCAUUUUGAUCUUGCACGGCGGCGUUCCACUCGGUCCACUACUUCAACCACGCAAAAGCAAGAGACGACAUCAAUACCAUCGACAGCGGCACCAAAGGUUAUACCAGAGGUAGCUGCUGUGCCGCCGCCCGUUCUGCCGGCUGCUCAGUCACCGCUGGCAAAUGUGCCCGUCCUGAAAACAGUGGAUCCGUAUAUGAUCGUCUCCACAGAGACACAGGCUGCCAGGGCUGCACAAGCCAACACUCCCACACAACGCCAUUUCUCGACCGCCAUCAAGGGACGCAUCAAGCAAGUCUUUCGAAAGUCGACGCCCGUAAAUGUCCUUUCACUGGCACGUGCUCCUUCUCCUGAUGCUCCCCCUCCGGACGCCGUACCAGCAGUUGCAGAGCCAGGAGGUGCUCUGCAAGGUCAUAACACGGCAGAUUUCGGCGUGUCUCCUGGAGCAGAACCUUACACCCGACCAUACUCCAUGUCAGCCAAGUCUCGAGUCACAAGCUGGACGAACUCCACUAUCGCAGCAGUCUCCAGCAUUCGUAGCAGCCGACGCCCAUCCCAUUCAUAUGUGCAAGCACCUGAGCCCGUGCUGGAACUCAACAGCCGUGGUCUGCGCAAGAAAAGUUCUUUCUUCGUCAACUCCGUACGCUCUCAGGCUCAGGUUGACACCAAAGCGGAGCCUGUAAUGGAGGAGAAUAGCCGUGAGCUACGCCAAAAAGGCUCCUUCUUUGGCGGGCCGGUACGCAAUAGACUGCGUAGAAGUAGCAAAGCGGAGCUAAACGGAUCAUCUGAGGAGAGUGCUGGGCUCUACAGUGCUCUGCAGAAACGUAUUCGCCCCGCGAAGUCCGAAUACCCGAUCAAAACGACAGAUAUAUCAUCACCUCUCGAGGCAUCAGCCAUCGACGAUACAACGCUCUUCGAGCCAACUUUGCCUACCAUACGGACCAUCACCCCAGAUGCAAUCAACAGACCCUCGCCAGUCCAUGAAGUCAGCUCGCCCGGCAGCAGUCUGAAGCGUAGAUCUGCGCUGAGAGUGCCACAUGCUAGCAGGUCAGAUGUCAUCUCUCCCAGUGUUUACUCUCGCGCCACUGAUGGUGCCUCACUGCGACCGCUAUCGCCAGAAGGAGAGGAAGGUACGACGACCAUUUUGAUUACUGGACGGGAAGUGCGAAGAUACAGCAUAUCUCCUGCAAAGCCACAACAGCCACGCCAUCGCGGACAUGGUAGCGGGUCGUGGCGCAAGUGGUUGUCCGACGAAAUGAAGACCAGCCUGGGAACGGGCGAACCACAUUACCAGUCGUUGAGUGUUCCAAGCAACGAGGAAUACAUGCAAGCCCGCCGAACUCCGUCGCCUGCCAUGCAGUCACUCAUGCGCGGUCCUUCGCCAGUGACGCAGACUCCGCCUGGUCAUCAACGAUCACAAGAAGGUGGCUCUUGGCGCACGUGGCUGUCAGAUGAGAUGAAGACGACUCUGGGCACCGAUGAACAACAGCAAUUCCGACUGCUCAACAGUGCCUCUAAUAGACCUGGCUCCAUUUCGCCGCUCUCGGAGCCAGGCGAGGAUGCAGGCCAACCACGGUCACGCACGAGCAGCAUCGUUUCCGCUAUGAACGAUCGCUAUCCGAGAAUUGUGCCCAGCCGUACUAGCCUGUCAGAGAACUUUGGUCCACCAAGUAUGCGAGCUCUCAGUCCUAGUAGCUAUCGGGAGACGAGUCGCCCUCUCUCACCCCAAAGCUAUCAAGAACCAGCUCGACCGCCGACCAAUCUCGGAACUCGAGAGAACGUUGGACGUACGAGCAUGUCCCGCCCGUUGAAUAGCUAUGGCAGCAAGGAAAAUGUGCGACCACCGAGCAGCACCGGUCGCCCACCCCCGUCUCCACUUCCUUCAUUGUCGAGCUCGCAGUGGCUCGCGGCAGGUUCGCACAGGCCACGGCCCGGGGUCCGCAAGAUGAGCCUGAAGGAGGCAGUGGCACAACCAUCACUCACCAGACUCUCGGCUCGCGAGUCUCGACAAUCGAUGAGGGAGCCCAAAGCAGGCGUGAGCAAGCCGUCGUCGUCGUUGUCUCGACAGUCGAUGAUGGAGAUGCGGGAUCGAUCUCGUCGGUCUCCCGGGCAGCACAUGGUCACGGACUGGCUCAAUGAGCGGAAGAGUAGGGAGAGUUUGGUGAAGAGGGCGGAGCUAGAGGACACUUCGAUCGGAGGUGGUGCUUUCUUGUGA